Molecule: messenger RNA, 2759 nt
Organism: Aplysia californica (California sea hare)
Lineage: Eukaryota; Metazoa; Mollusca; Gastropoda; Aplysiida; Aplysiidae
Product: protrudin
Exons: 12
Coding region: 381-1520 (379 amino acids)
Biological process (GO): protein localization to plasma membrane; vesicle-mediated transport; endoplasmic reticulum tubular network formation
Cellular component (GO): endoplasmic reticulum tubular network
Molecular function (GO): metal ion binding
Source: RefSeq, a predicted model, not a curated record
UGGUACUUUCCGAAACACGAAACCAGGAAGCCAGGAAGUCCACAAACCACAAAUCAAUACACAACAACACACUGACAUACUGCCACUGCCACUGCCACUGCCUCUGCUUCAGCUUACCCCUUACACAUUGUUGAUUUAAAAGCUAUUACUUUUCACCUGAGGUGAAAUGCAUUGGAAUGUUUGAGGAUAUUUGCUUUAUUCCUUCCUAUUUUAGCACCCUAGAUCUACAUAAGAUUGUGCUGGUCAUUACUAACAGUCAUUGUAAGUUGUGAGGACUGGACUGUCAAAUGAAGUGAAAAGAUGAUUCCUCGCACUUGAUGUCCUGACGUGGCAAAUACACUUAUCUGGGUUCGUAAACCGAUCACUCAACGAUCGCAUCCAUGGGCAAGAUGGACAAUAAUGGCAAGCAAAAGGAGACUUCAAUGGUUUUGGACUUGUCUGAUUUUGUCACUGAAGUCGACAGAUUUUCUCGGCUAAUUGAACCAUUUGCUCUGAUACUUUACACUGUUGAUGAUAUAAGAAGAUGGCGUUUUCGAAAUGGAACUAUUCUUGUUUGGUUUCUCUGUAACCUUGCCUGCAUAUGGCUUACGCAAGGGGCAGUCUUCAUUCUCGCAUCAAGUGCCAUCAUUGGUGUAGCUACGCUGUCUUUGUUUCAAAUUCACACUCAAAUUUUGAGCAAAGUGUUGCCCAGUAACAAAAAGUCGCCCUCAGUGGUGGAUGGAGAGCAGCAAGAUGGUGCUUUGGACACUGUACAGAAUUUCCGAUACAGCCUCAUUGAAAUGCAUGACUUUGUCGUUAAGAGCAACGAAUACCUCAGUUAUUUUUACUCCAUUCUCAAGUGGGAUGCUGUUGGACCAUCAGCAAUCUAUCAUGUUCAAGUAUGCAUUUUUUUGCUGAGUAUGGUCAUGUGUCCAGCAAGAUGGAAUUGCUUUUUGGUCAUCAAUUGGUUUUUCCUCUGUCAUCCACACAUAUUAAAAAAGGGCUACUCCUACAUCAAAGAGAACAUUCUGUCCUCUGCUCAAGCUUCUGUACAAAGUAAUGGAAAAGCUGGGUCUGCCAAAAAUAAAGAGACGUUAGCAUCAGACAGUAAUGAGAAGGACAAAGAUGUCAGUGAGGAGAACAUGGCCGAUGGUGAUGAUGAGUACGAUAGCUCUGACCUUGAUAUGACUGACGAGGUUGGAGACAAAUCUAUGAUAAACUUGGAGCCAUCACCCAGUAAACCUGGUAUGGUUGCCAGAUUGAUGGAAAUUAAAAAGAGAAGGAAGCAGAUAGCCAGUGAGAGCUGCCUAGGUUGCAAAGUCUCCUUUGCUUCUAUAUUGAAAAAGCGAUCGUAUUGUCGGCACUGUGGCUACAGUUUUUGUAACCGAUGUUGUUACCAAAAAGUUCCCCGCUCAGUAUUUGGAGCUACCUCCCCAGCAGCCAUGAAGGAGACGGUGCUAGUGUGUUGCUCCUGCCAUGCCCUACUGGUCAGCCGGGGAGAUGUGACUGCUGAGGCCCCUGCAAACCAAGGGCCUGGAUGACCGAAGCGCCACUGACGUGUCAAUCUGAACUCCGUGUCUGGCACUGAGUGGAGAAGUUAAAGCCAUUGUCCAGCUUAGGAGUCUGUAUGCUGAUUAUGAGUAUGAGGCAGGGUUUUCACUGCACUGCAAAUGUUCACCUGAUCGUGUGCUUUUGGUUGACUCAUUAAUUUGUGUAGCUGCAGACCACAAUCAUGAAUGUUUUAAAUUUUAGUUUCUAGAUGUUGGAAAAAAAUCAUGACAUGUACAUCUCCUCUUGAUUAUGUGUUCAUAUUUAUUUAUUGCAUGAAUUUUUAUUCUAAACUUAUAUCCGGGGUAGAUACCGUCCUUGUCCUUUGUUUUGAAUUAGUUUUAAUUUCUCUCCUCCUGUAUGUAUUAGCAAUUUGGGUGGCCAUGUUUGUGCCUGUAUCAGAUAAAUGUAGUUUCCACGUGCUAAUGAAACCACAAGCCCCAUUUUUCUGAAGGCUGGAUGUUUGCAGGUGAAUGGAAAAGUAUACUGGUGACUAAGCAGCAAUGAGAAAGAAAGCCUUAUACUGUACUUUCUGUGAGGUGGUAAAGGGCACCAGCUCUCAUCGCCAGAGAAGUCUUCAUUACACAUUUUUUAUCUUGCACCGAGCUGAGUUGCCUGUUUACAGAGGGAGCUGGUUAGGUUGUCUUUUAUUUAACACAUGUAUGUAGUAACAUUGUUAGGAGAAUAGAUCCCUGUUUCCUCUUGUAAAGAAAGAAAAUCAAAGUAAUAAUAUGAAUGAGACUGAAUGAAAAUCAAAAAGAUGGGUAUGCUAAAGACAGUCUGUUUUUUUGCCUUAGUAUCCCUAGACGGGUGUGAGCUUUGCGUACUUAAUGACAUGUGGACACCUGAGUCAGGAACUAAAUAUUUUUUCUCGUAAUGUUAAGAUCAUUUUAUUUAAUAAUAAACUGAAAUUAUGCUUUGCAAUAUAAAAAAAAAAAAAUGAAAUUGAGUACCUGUUCCAAGAAAAUCUAAACUAAGUAAAAGAUAUGAACAUGAUAUUAAUUUGUGAAAAACAUUAUUUUUUUUACUGUUUGGAUUGUUCGAUAUCCUGUUACCUGUGAUCACUGGGUUGAUAAGUCUAGUCGAAGAAAAGCAUUUCUGGUGUACAGGAAGUGGGAGACGGGGUUAGUCUGAUAUUUGUUUCUUGUCUUUUUUCUCACUAUUCCCUGCACCCUCAAGUAAGAGCCUCUGUUAAAAUGAGUUGCUCCUUUCUUUGUUUAUUUACCAAAAAA